CGCCGUGGAUACUCAACUAUUCGGAUUCUUGUCUUGCUGCGUCAGUGAACGUACGGACAAGACCGCUAAAGCUUUCAUUUCUCUCUUCAAGAAGUUAAAUCUAACGUAGUCUUCAUCACCAAACGCUUUGGGUUCGGUAUCAGAAGAUUGAAAAAUGGCCGUCUCACAACCUCGUCAAAUCCACGCCGAGAGCGAAGCUGGAAUCAACAAACAGAUCAACAUGGAGCUGUACGCCAGCUACGUGUACCAGUCCAUGUGCUUCUACUUUGACCGCGAUGAUGUCGCUCUGCGAGGCUUUGCCAAAUUCUUCAGAGAGAGCUCAAAGGAAGAACGGGAGCAUGCUGAGAAACUGAUGAAGUACCAGAACAAAAGAGGAGGCCGAAUUGUGCUGCAAGACAUCAAGAAGCCUGACCGUGACGAGUGGGGAACAGGGCUGGAGGCCAUGCAGACUGCCUUGUCACUGGAAAAGAAUGUGAACCAGGCUUUGCUGGAUCUGCACAAGAUUGCGGACACACAUGGAGAUGCACAGAUGAUGGACUUCAUUGAGGGAGAGUACCUCAAGGAACAAGUUGACUCCAUCAAGGAGAUCUCUGACCAUGUGACCAACCUGAAGCGUGUCGGCACAGGCCUGGGAGAGUACAUGUUCGACAAGGAGACCCUAGGUGGGGAUGAGUAAACCCUUUAGGACCACGCCCUCCCCAUCACCUGGAGGAGUCUGUCUCUGUAGCUUCUGGUUGACAUCUCAAUCUUACAUUUAAAUCUGUCAUACCGGUGUACACUGUGUCUGGACUACUGUAUACUAUAUCAGCUGAUGUAAUUAUCUUGUAACUAGCUCAGAAUGUUUGGCACCAAGUUAAUCUUCCGAAUGUUACCGGUGAAGAUAUUGUAUUCUUCCUCGCAGGUUGUUUGCUUGUCUAAUACUAUCCAUGACAUGCCUCUGAACAUUGGUGUAUGAAGCUGCAGAAGAGGAAAUAAAACUUGAAACUGA
Molecule: messenger RNA, 988 nt
Organism: Liolophura sinensis
Lineage: Eukaryota; Metazoa; Mollusca; Polyplacophora; Chitonida; Chitonidae
Product: soma ferritin-like
Biological process (GO): intracellular iron ion homeostasis; iron ion transport
Cellular component (GO): cytoplasm
Molecular function (GO): ferric iron binding; ferrous iron binding
Source: RefSeq, a predicted model, not a curated record